GAUUGGUCCUAGAAUGUUGGCUGAUUGUAGUCUUAUUUAUUUUUUGCGAUUGAAACAAAUAGUGGCGUGUUUUUCGAAUUACAAUAAGAGCGGAUGGAAAUCGAGUUCACGAGAUGGAUGAUAACAAUAUCAACUUUCCUUCGAACGAAUUCGAUUUGAACGACCUUUCUGAAAUCGAAGAUCUUCUGACGAACUGUGAAAGUGAAUUGCUCACUGGUAACGAUCUUUUUAGUGAAACAGCUUUAUCUGAGUUGGAUAAAUUACCCCUAGAUGAUUUUAAGUUUGAACAGAAAGCUUUCGAUGGAAAUUUUCCCAGUGCAGGUGCUGCCUUAACACCAUUUGAUAAUAUUUUUGUUUCUCAAGCAGUGCAAACCCCCAACCAGCCUAUAAUUUCAAACACCAAGGCUAUUGCUCCUAAACAAGAACUUGCAGAUAUACGGUUCUCUCCUACAAUAUCCAGUGCACCUAAAAUUUUCAUUAAAACCGAGGCAUCCAGUGUGGAAAAUCGCAACUCCUUCAUUUACUCAAACAUAGCAGUGCAGAACAAUUCUCCUGUGUUAGUACAAAAGAGUAUCAAGAAAUCACCCAAGCCUAGAGUUCAAACUCAACCACUACUUAUCCAGAAUAUACGUCAAAUACCUGCUGACAAUGUACAACAGCUGUUACUUCAAACAAAAGUAAUCAAAUCCUCUUCUAAGCCUGUGACAUCUCCUCCUAAUACUGUUGUUUAUACAACUGUUCCCCAUAAUGUUUCUCCUACAAUUCAUACAAUAGUACCAGGUCAAACACAAAUCUUGACAACUACUGGUAUUCCUUUAGUGCUUGAUUCAAAUGAAAAUAAGAUUCCAAUAAAUCGCAUUCCUGCGAAAACACCUGUUUUUAAAGAGGUUAAGAGAAGUGCACACAAUGCUAUAGAGCGCAAAUACCGAACAAGCAUAAAUGAUAAAAUUAUUGAACUAAAAAACAUUGUUGUUGGGGUUGAUGCUAAGCUCAAUAAAUCUGGUAUUUUGAAAAGAACAAUAGAAUACAUCCGAUUCCUUCAGAACUGCAAUUCCAAAUUGAAGCAGGAAAAUAUGAUGUUGAAAAUGAAGGCUAAACAGAAUUCUCUGAAAGAUCUGUUGACCUCUGGAAGUGACUCAACGAUGUUCUAUCAACCUGCUGACACACCACCUCACUCUGAUGUAUCUACAUUGUCUCCUGAACAUUCUAUACCCUCGAGUCCUGAAUAUUCAACGCUCAUCAAAGACGACAGCGAAGAUGAGUUGAUGCCGUUAGCCAAAGGAAUGCUAGAUCAAACCAAAAUUACUCUUUGCAUGUUUAUGUUCGUUAUGUUGGCCUUCAAUCCCUUUGGUUUUGCUGUUAACCGAUUAUCUGGAGGGUAUACAGAAACCAAGUAUGAUUCAAGGAAGUUUUUGAGUUUCGAUUUCAACUACUCUCCUUCCUUCGAUUUAAGUAGCUUGUUACUUUGGUUAUUCAACAGUAUUGUGUUGGGCUAUUGUAUGAUCAAAAUGUUUGUUUACGGAGAUCCAAUUAUACUCAGUAAAUCGAAGGAAUCUCAGACUUUUUGGAGACACAGACGACAAGCAGAUAUGUAUCUAUCGAAGGGUGACAAGUUAGCGGCUAAACAAGAAUUACUCAAAUGUUUGAGUAUUUAUGGCGUCAAUCUACCUACCAGUCGAAUUGAACUGGUUCUUUCUCUAUGUUGGCAACUCUUCCGUCAAAUUCUGCAUAGAUUGUGGAUUGGUCGAUGGUUGUCUAGACAUGCAGGUGGAUUUCUUAUUGACGGAGCAACCAGAUUUGAAGCACAAACUUCUUGUUGCGAAUUAGCCAUGGUUUUCCAUGAUCUUCAUCAGAUUCAGCUGAUAGAAGGACCGGAUACAACUUGUCACGUGAUGGGUUUCACAAUAGACUUAAACGCCUUAAAUUUGGCCGAAGCAGCAAAGUUUAAACUGAGGACGUCUCAAUAUGUUGAUGUCUUCAUUGGAAUAUCGUUGAGGAUAAAAAUGUCAUGUCCUAAUAUAUUGCAGGGAAUUCAGAGAUAUUAUUUGGGCCUUGCUAAAUUGGCUGCUUCGAAUUCUUGCGAUCCUAUUCCAUCAAGGCAACAAUGGCUGCUGACACCAGAAGGUUACAGAUUUUUCCUGACUCAGCAGUUCUCAUUUGAGAACAAACACAAUGAUCUGCCAUUUUCCAGUGUUACCAACCCUAUGGAUCCAUUAGCAUAUGUUGUCAAGAAUUUCCAAGAAUAUCUGUUGGAGAAAUCUCUUGAAAUUCUCAUAUCGCCUGGAAGUAAAAAUGAAUUUUCCAAGGAAAAUGGUUCUGAAGUUAGCGAUGUCGAACAUUAUGUACAAAUAUUAUUUGAUAAUUCUGCUAUGGAUGCUCAGACUUUAUUCAGCUCUGAUACAUUGAACAAUUACCAAGACGAAAUUGCCAUAUGGUGGACUUCGUUUGUUGCAAUCGCUUGCAAUUGGCUUCUAGGCGAAGAGAAGACUUCCCAGAAACUGUAUCAAAAGAUAGAGUACAUCCCAGAUGAUCUAGCCUUGUCUGAAAAUCCAUUACCUAAAGCAGUGCUUGCCGCUUAUACUGCUAGAAAAUCGUAUCUGACAAAGAAAGACAUUUCUGUGAAGAACAUAUUGAAACAGUGCGAUCUGGCAACAUUGCUUCUGGAAGACAGCAUAAGAUAUUCCAGUUGUAAGAGUCAGAACAAUUUGGUUUUGUAUGUGCAACUGCUGAUUUGCGAUUGGUUGUUAGAGACCAGAACAUCCUUGUGGGAGGACACUUUGGAGAACGACACCUCAAUAACAAGGGUCUCCACACCUGUACUAACAGCUUUCCAAAAAGAUUUUGCAUCGCUGAGAGUGCUUGCUCAGCAUGUUCCUGUUGCUUUACCGAGGGUGUAUUUAUACGAAGCUACAACAAGGCUGAUGGCUGGAGCUUCUCCAGGAAGGACACAACAACUGCUUGACAGAAGUCUGAAACAUCGACAGGCGAAACCAAAAAUAAUUUGUGGUAAAGUUAUUGAUAUUUUAGGAGAUAGGACAUGUCAGGAAUCGAAGGGAGAAAGGGAACACGCCACUGCCCUUUAUAUGGCGUGUAAACAUCUUCCAGGUCUUCUGUCUUCACCAGGUGAGAGAGCUGGUAUGUUGGUUGAAGCAGCAAAAACAUUAGAGAGGAUAGGUGAUAAGAAAAAAUUACAAGAUUGUUAUAAACUUAUGAAAACGUUAGGUACUAACGCUGUUACUAAUUGAAAAGUAUGUAUUGUUAUUUUAGACUUGUUUAUAGUAGUUUAAGUUUGAUUUUAUUUAUUGAAUAUAAGUAGUUUAUAUUUAUUUUACUUUUAUACUGAUGGACGUUGUGAUUUUUUUAAUAAAACUGACAUUUAAUU
This is a messenger RNA of Harmonia axyridis, 3382 nucleotides long. RefSeq names its product sterol regulatory element-binding protein 1 (gene SREBP). Gene Ontology annotation, cellular component: nucleus. Bases 114 to 3245 code for a protein of 1043 amino acids. Gene Ontology annotation, biological process: regulation of transcription by RNA polymerase II. The transcript is spliced from 12 exons. Gene Ontology annotation, molecular function: DNA-binding transcription factor activity, RNA polymerase II-specific; RNA polymerase II cis-regulatory region sequence-specific DNA binding; protein dimerization activity. The record is from RefSeq and is a predicted model, not a curated record. Lineage: Eukaryota; Metazoa; Arthropoda; Insecta; Coleoptera; Coccinellidae.